AUGAAGAAGGAAUUGGAGCUCUGCAGGCCACAGGAGGCCCAUCAUGCAGGAGGUUCAGCUUUGAAAGCCAAGUUCAUGGUCCAGAAACAUCACCAUCCAGAUGUGAGCCUCUGGGUCUGUUUCCUUUGUCUUGCUAGGGAAGACGAGCACGCCCUCAUCCAGCAGUAUUGCCAGACACUCGGAGGAGAGUCCCCGGUGAGCCAGCCACAAAGCCCAGCUCAGAUCCUGAAGUCGGUAGAGAGGGAAGAACGUGGAGAACUGGAGAGGAUCAUUGCUGACCUAGAGGAAGAACAAAGAAAUCUACAGGUGGAGUAUGAGCAGCUGAAGGACCAGCACCUCCGAAGGGGGUUCCCUGUUGGUUCACCGCCAGAGUCGAUUGUAUCUCCCCAUCACACGUCUGAGGAUUCAGAACUUAUAGCAGAAGCAAAACUCCUCAGGCAGCACAAAGGUAGACUGGAAGCUAGGAUGCAGAUUUUAGAAGAUCACAAUAAACAGCUGGAGUCUCAGCUCCACCGCCUCCGACAGCUGCUGGAGCAGCCUGAAUCUGAUACCCGAAUCAAUGGUGUUUCACCGUGGGCUUCUCCUCAGCAUUCUGCACUGAGCUACUCGCUUGAUCUGGAUGCCUCUGGCGCACAGUUCCACCAGGCAGCUGUCACAGCGGGAGAGGACUUGCUGACCCCACCGCAUGACACCAGCACGGAUCUCACGGAGGUCAUGGAGCAGAUCCACAGCACAUUUCCAUCUUGCUGCCCCAAUGUUCCCAGCAGGCCACAGGCAAUGUGAUUCGGCCAGCCAAUGUUUCCUGAGAUACAGUGUUGCCCUUUUCAGCAAAUGCCAAUUCCAAGUUCCAUUUAAUCAGAAGCUCCAUGGCUCCGUGGCCCACAGUGUUGAGUGCUGACUGUGUGUUCUACUGAAAGAGUAAAACACUGCCUAUCCAAAGAGAAAUGGAUAUUUUGUUUUUAUAAUAACCAUAUAUUAUUGUUUUCUUCUUCCCUUUCUAUGCAAGUGUAAAUUAAUGAACAGAGAGGUAUUUGGAAAUGGGAAUACAUUUGUCACGGAUUUGUAUAAUGUAUACAGCAUUGGGAAAGUGGGUGGGGGCUUUCUAAUAUGAUACCAUCUUUUUAAUAACUAUGACAAAGCUUACAUAAGAAUUAGAAGACCACUUUACAUUUUUACAUUCCUUCUGCUGUUCUUAUUAACGUUGCACAGUAACUUCACUAUUUCUUUGACUCUUUCACCACAAUGUUUUGGUUAUUUAUAAUUUAUCAGCCAUAUAACCAAAUAGAUCCCAUGUAUUUGUUUCCGUGAUUUGGCCACAUUAAUAAAUUCAUAAAUUUCGAUCAAAUAUCUUAUAUAUAUACACAUAUGGUUUAAGCUACAGCCCUGUGUAUGCCUUUUAACUUUAUUUGACGUUGCCCAUUUACUUCUUUGCUGUCCACUUGGAUAACCGUAAUAAAAAUCCUAUGGGCCUAAAUGACAUUUCUUUUGGGAUAUUUUUUCCUGCAUUUUAUUCCCUUUUUAUGUAAGUAGGAAUUAAUUAUUUAUUUAAUGUCUUAAUCUAUUUGAUAAAGAAGACUACGUUAUGAUAAUCUCAAAGAUCAUAUUACCAAAGGUUGCCCACUUAAGCAUGUUUUCAUUUUGACACAGAAACAAACUUUAGUACAAUCUUUCCUAGUUCCCAUGUCUUAAUUUUCAUCAUUAUAUGCACAGCACACCUUCACCUAUGGUGAUACCAGAACACAUCAUUGUCUUUAGUUUCCUUCAAAGAUAAUUUUAUUGUUGUUUUGUAUUUUCAAGUCCUUAAUAGUUCUUAAAUCUCCUAGUUGUUUUCUUACUGAAAGCGGCCACACAUUUAGUGCACAGCUUGUUUUACCUUUUGGGUGAAAGAUCAGAUGUUUUUAUACCCUUCACUUGAUCAAUAUAUUUGGAAAGAAUGUUUAUCAAAUAUGUCACUGCUUCUACAGAAAAAUGAAAUUAAUGCUCACGUGAUAGUACUUCCACCUACAUCUUUGACUGCAUUCAAUUAAGUAUUUUGGUUUAGCUUCUGAUUUAAUGUUUAAUUGAUUCAGUUUAAACAUGUUACUUAAUUACCAAAUGUAGAGGAACCAAAAAAAAAAAGUGAAAAUAAUAUGUGUUGAUUCAAACAUAUUUGCUUUUAAAACAUAAAGACAUUUUAACUUUGGGUUCUCUUUAGCUGGGAUCUGGCCAGAAAGAGGCUUAAAGUUAGAAAUUGCUAUUAUUUUAGAAUAGGUUGGGUGGGUUGGGGGGCAAGGGUGUCUAUUUGCAGCAGAGAUAUUUUGAAAAGAAGAAAAUUGUUUUAUAUAAAAGGAAAGCCAUGACCACCUUUCUACCUCAGAUCCAUCUUCAUCCAUUGCAUUGGAAACUGCUUUAUGCUGCUGCAGUCUGCAAAGUCUACAGCUUUUAUCAGGCCAUGUCAUACCCAAGAAAGCACCUAUUUAAAGAAAAAACAAUUCCCUGAACUCUCAACUCCAAGUUGUAGAUUUGGUGUCUUCCUUGUUCCUACUUUAAAAAGUCAUGUAUUAAUUUUCUUUCUGCCUGCAUUUGUAUGCAAAAUGUCCUCUAUCUGCUAUUAAGGAAAAGCUACGUAAAACACUACAUUGUAACCUUCUAAGUAAUAAUAAAUAAAAAGAAAUAUAUUGUAGUAACAACAAUGGGAAGUAAGUAUGUAGUUCUUUUGAAAUAUAUGGUAAAGAACUAAUCAGACUAUCAUCAUCUGGUUACAUAUUGUAUUUUUCAUCCUGAAUAAAAGUGAUUUUAACACAA
Messenger RNA from Chlorocebus sabaeus (green monkey), 2784 nucleotides. The record is from RefSeq and is a predicted model, not a curated record. NCBI's taxonomy places the organism in Eukaryota, Metazoa, Chordata, Mammalia, Primates, Cercopithecidae.